CAUUCCGCGCGUGGUAAAGGAGACACUUCCAGACCUAUUUUGAGUUUUAAACUCCAUCAUAUUCUUUUAAUGUUGUGCCGCGACAAAGUGAACAUGACCAUCUUUUUAAUAACCCACCAGGCAGUUUGAGAAAAAAAGCUUUGAAAAUCAAAGCUUCCGGAGCAGAACGCCACUGCGUUUGCGCAUGCGUCCUGGAUUUAACCGGGGUACACAAUGGAGUCGGACGUACAUAGACAUAACUGGAUUUAAUAUUAAAAGCCCCGACGCCUUUGAGACCACUAGUUGGUAUAUUGUGACAUAACCGCGGGGGUUAAAGCGAGCAGUGGCCCACCGCCCGCACUCGAGCUGAGCUGAAACAGAAAGAGUGCUGAGUAACUGCUGAGUUCACCUGCUGUGUGUCAGGGCUCCUGUCUUCCUCUACCAGUGGCUGCUCCUCUGACUGUCCUCUGCAUUUUGUCCAUGCCUUUGUUUGAAAGAGCAGUGAAGUAGAAACCGUCCGAUCACCGCCAAGGAAAAUGUCAGAGGUCAACAUAGCAAAGCGCAAGGAGAAGUGUGAGAACUGCACCAAACAGUGCAACAAGAAGCAGAGUGAUGAUGGUGCCAACUCACACCAGGAGAGCGAUGAAGUCAACGGACAGGUGCAUGAAGGAUCCCAGUUGCUGCUGAGCGCCUGUCUGUCUUGUGAUGGCUGCCUAACAGAGGAGGAGAGCUUGAAGAUCUCUCAGCAGAGCCUGCAGGAAGUGGAGCGGGUUCUGGCACUCAAUAAGAAGUGUGACGUGUCGAAGCACAAGGUGCUGGUAGCGUCCCUUUGUCCGCAGUCUCUGCCUUUCUUUGCCGUCAAGUUUGGUCUGGACGUCACUGAGGCCGCCCACAAGCUCUGUGGCUUCCUCAAGAGUUUAGGAGUGCAGUAUGUGUUCGACACCACUCUGGCGGCAGGCUUCAGCAUCUUAGAGAGUCAGAAGGAGUUUAUUCAGAGGUACCGAAGGAGGCACCAUGACACCCACGCCAUGCCCAUGUUCACCUCCUCCUGCCCAGGGUGGAUCCGCUAUUCAGAGCGUGUUCUGGGCAGUUUGGUCACCCCUCAUAUCUGCACUGCCAGGUCUCCUCAGCAGAUCAUGGGCUGUCUGGUCAAAGACUACUUCUCUAAACAGCAGAAGCUGAGUCCAGAGAAAGUCUACCACGUGUUGGUGGCUCCCUGCUUUGAUAAAAAACUGGAGGCUGUCAGAGAGGAGUUUUACAACAGCCUGCUAGAGACCAGAGAUGUGGACUGUGUCCUCACCUCAGGGGAGAUCUAUUGCCUGAUGGAGCAGAGGAAGGUUUCAGUGGAGGAGCUGGACUCAGUUCCACUGGACCAUGUGCUGGGCGAGGCCGGAGACGUGGCGCUGGUGAGGCACGAGGGCCGAGGUUCUGAAGGCUUCCUGGAACACCUCUUCAAACAUGCAGCCAAAGAGCUCUUCGGCCUGGACGUCCAUGAGAUCACAUACAAGAACCUCAGGAACCGAGACUUCCAGGAAGUAACUCUGGAGCGGGAUGGGGAGACUCUGCUGCAGUUCGCUGCCGUCUACGGUUUCAGGAACAUCCAGACUCUGGUUCACCGGAUGAGAAAGGGGCGGGUGCCUUACCAGCUGGUGGAGGUGCUUUCCUGCCCAGGAGGAUGCUUGAGCGGUCGCGGGCAGGCGGAGAGCGAGGCGGGAGGCCGGGUGGAUAAAGCCCUAGUCCAGCAGAUGGAGGAGGCGUACAGCAGCCUGCCAGUCCGUCUCCCGGAGGUCAACCCCGCCCUGCACACCCUCUAUCAAGACUGGCUGCAGGGCCAGGACUCCUCGCAGGCCAGCACGCUCCUGCACACCCAGUACAGGAAUCAGACUCAGAGCCACACGCAGCCCCCACACAUGCAGUGGUGAGGAGAAAAAGGACAUGAUGGAAGCUGAGUGCUUGCCGCCUCUUGCAUUUAAUCUGAUUCUGCUUGGACCGUCUCAUCGAUCAUGCUGGCACCAUGAAGGACCGCAGCAAUUCUUCAAUUUGGCCACAGGGGGGCGAUGUCUGUAUUUACAACUUGUGUGCCAAACCUGAGCCCUGAGGACAAACGAAGGUCCAGAGUGCAGAAACACACACUUUAUUAUCAUCGUAUGCAGACUGAGGCAGUGAUGUCAUUCGGCUGCAGAUAAAGGGAACAUUACAGGAAGUCUGUAGCAAACUACCUGAACUAUUUAUGUGCAUUUACAGAGCAAUAAGCCACUGAGAAAACGUAUAACAACUGGAGCUCAUGAAGGGAACAUGCAGAUGCUGAAUGUUAAGGAGUCCAAUAUAACCUGUCCAGUAUGAAACCUGAUGUUUUCCUUUGUGUUAAAGGUUGUCUCCACUGUUCCUCCCUGAAAGACAAGACCGUUUGAUCUCAAACACAUUGAUAACUAUGCAACAGCGCGACCGUCUAAUCUCAGCCGUCCUAGUCCAUGGAAAGUGAGGCUGCUGCUGUAUGAUUCAAGGUUCAAAGUCUUUUAAUAACCCCACAGUGUUUGCUUAUGUGUAACUAUCAGCCCAGUGUUUGGUUGAUCCGUCCCUGUGAAGAAUCAAGAGUCAUUAUUUUUUAAAUGGUACAAGAUGAUUUCAUUUGUAUUAUCACUUUGUUCCCAUUCCACAAGCUCGUCCUUUUAAGUUAUAUGUUGUUCUUCCUUCUUUGUUUUACGAGAUCAAACAAACAUGUUAAUGAAGCACUAAAAUCUUCUGACAAAUGAAGUGUUGUCUCAUUUCAACGUCGUGUGUGUCGUUCAUGAACAGAGGCAGAACUUUUGGAAACGUGUGCUACUGCUAAUCCACAAAACAGUUUUUAAUGUUAAAACUCUAACAUGUCAAACGGAGCUCUGUGGAUUGUCCAAUGCCGUGAGCUCCACUGAUGAAACUUCAUUGUGAUAUCCCAAAAUCUUAGGGAAUUUAAGCAGAACUGCUCACAUGACGACAUACAUAUGUUUUUUGUUUUUUUCAUUUGAGUGAAACCUUUUUAAAAGUGUUUCAUGUGUACAGUGUGCAAACCAUAGUACAGUUAAUUUAUUGAUGCAAAAUUAAAGUCUAAUUUAAUCAAACUGCUGAAAUGAUUUAUGGUGUAAAGAUGCCAGUCCCUGCUUCUCAAAUGUAAAGCCUGUGCUGCUUAUAUCACUGGGAAUGGAAUAUCAUUGGAUUUUGGAUUGCUGGUCGGACAAAUCAAGCAAUUUGAGGACGUCGCCUUAGAUUGUUGGAAAUUUAAAUUGGCCUUUAUUUGACUAUCUUCUGAUAACAUACAGAACUAAAUCAAUGAAUGUAAAAACAAUGUUUAUUUGUUUUGAUCCCCGUUAGCUUCCACAGAGUGGUUGGUGUUGCUGGAGUCCACACAAAGCAUUAAAAACAACUUGUGCAACACUGGAGAAAGGUGCAAACAGCUCAUCCGGUUGUGCCAGAAAUUCUAAACUUUCCCUACCAACACCUCCAGUUUCCAGUUUUUAAAUCUGAAGAAAGGAAUGUAAUUCAUUGUUGUCGUGGUCAGGGAGGUGCGUUUUGUUGUUUUGGGCCAACGGCAGCAGCGAGCGUUGAGUUCCUGGAGUAUGAUUCACCUUGAGGCUGCUAGAUGGCCAAAGAUACUAAAUGAAGACUUUCCAGACAUUUCCAGUGAAAAAUGCAUGUACAGAGCAACUCUACAGAGGCCUGUACCAACUUGUUUGUAGACGUGAUCCCACCGGAUGAGCAGUGCUCACUGUCCUGUAUUAUACCUAUGACAAAAAUACACAUUUUCACCAAAGACUGGGUGUAUUAUUCCGAAGGAUAUUUGGCAUGAAUAACAGAAGAGUAGAUUUUGAUUGAACCGCCACGGUUAUCCAUGAUAGUCGCUGAUGCAUUGUGUUAUCAAGGAAAGAAUAAAGAAGAAUCAAUCUGGCUGCUCU
Molecule: messenger RNA, 3908 nt
Organism: Morone saxatilis (striped sea-bass)
Lineage: Eukaryota; Metazoa; Chordata; Actinopteri; Moronidae
Gene: narf
Product: nuclear prelamin A recognition factor
Exons: 12
Coding region: 516-1901 (461 amino acids)
Cellular component (GO): lamin filament
Molecular function (GO): lamin binding
Source: RefSeq, a predicted model, not a curated record